GCAGUUGGUGGAGGGAACAAUGAAACGGAGCCAGCUAAAAACCAAACUUACACGCCAGGUAAUACCGAAUUUUUUCAAUGGAUACGUUUGUAAACUUCUUUUUUUAAAAUUUCCAGCUGCCAAGCGGCUUCCUGGGUUCCGCACCACGAUUUUUCUCUAAGAAUCACACUCGCCGCAGUCUUUGUUACCUUCAUUUUGCUGAGAGGAGCAGUUCUGUCAGUUUAGCAUUUGCCGCUUUCGCAUGUCGCAUAAUGGCAGCGUGUCUGCCCCAGUCAUUGUUUCCAGUUUCUCCUAGGUAUUACACACGUCCCAAGAGAAAUUAAUAACAAUGCAAAAUCAAUUUUGAGGGAAAACAAGGUGUAUUGUAGGCAGUGCAAUAGUGGCGAAUUGACUUUGGUUUUUCUAUGAUUGUGGCGUUUUUAAAUUGUUAAAACUUCAGGAGGAAUCGUGGUCAUCUUUAAUUGUUUUAAGUUCUGCCGCGUGGUUUGACUACACUUGCUUUCAUACAAAAAUUUCCGUUGAACCAUUCUUUUCCAAUUUAUUGCAUUAAAUUAUUAACAAGAAGUUUUUGUUCACUGAUUUUCCAAUGCUAGUCUUAAUGCGAGGAGUAGAAAGGUACUCAGCCUGAUCAUGAACUAAAAUUUGUUUAGGGCCAUCCUUAAGUAGAUGUCAAUUUGUAUUUAGGUGCUCCUGUGUUUCCAUGUGAUUUUGAAGAAGGAUUUUGCCAGUGGUUUCAAUUAAUAGAUGAUGAAUUUCACUGGAAAAGGCAAAAAGGACCUACACCUUCCUCAUACACUGGUCCUGAUGUUGAUCACACUACAGCAACAGGUCAGUAACGGGGUUACUCCGUUAGGGGUGUGUGUGCGUGUGUGUGUGUGUGUGUAUGUGUAAAUUAUUCGGAUAAAGUCGAUAUACAUAGGACUGUAUAAGACUCCAAAUAAAACAUUGUCUUGGGUGUGUGUGUGUGUGUGUGUGUGUGUGUGUGUGUGUGUGGGGGGGUUAGCAUACCAACACACUACUCUCUUCUUACCUGAGUCUCCCCCGCCCCCUUCCCGCCUCAAACGAUCUAAAAUCCCAGCUGCUCCACCAUUGAGUGAAAUGAAUGUCUCAAUGGUUUACCGCCAACAUGUAACGGGAAUUAGCGUGGUGGGUGUCCUGGCAUACCUUCCUUACCCCAGAAACACAACCACCUUCUUGCGUUAGUCCCUUCCCGCCUUUAGAAGGUCUAAAAUCGUAGUCGAUCCUCCUCUGAGUAAAAUGAAUGCCUCAGUGGUGUACCGUCAAAAUGUAGUUGUUUGGUAUGGAAUGAUAAAGUUCUCACUAACAGAUUGGCUUGUUUUUUUACCCAGUCAAUGGAAGUUAUUUAUAUAUCGAGACGUCCCUCCCACGAAGACCUCUCCAUUCCGCGCGGUUGGCCAGCCCAACUUUAGCUGCAGUGAACCCUAACUCCACUUGCGAAGUAAGUGUAACGAUCUUUGUGGAAAAAUGACCGCCCUUCGUUUGAAACAGGAUAUAAGAGACUUGAAAAUGGCUUUAUUUAUUUUUGUGUGCCUGUAAACUUUUUGUUAUUAUUUGUGAGUCUGGAUUACUGACUGAGAUGACAAUGGGCUAAAUUAUUUACAAAUUUAUUGUUUGUCAUGUUUUUCAUUUCGCUCUUUUUUCUGCUCAUUUCGUAUUUUACCUUAGGGAGACUAUUGAGACUAUUAAGUGAUUUUUCUUAACAAAUCUCGGAAACUUAAUAAAACAAGAAGCAAAUAACAGUUUAACAUCAUCGAUCUUAUGGGUUAAUAUUUCGCCCGUGUCCUUGCUUAAUGGAACUCUCUCACUGAAGACCUACCGUACAUAUUUGAUAAAACAAAAUUUUUAGCGUUUCCGAUACGGUGUUUAUUCGAAGGCGGCCGUUGUCUUUUAAAAUCACAUUUCUUAAGCCCCAGAAAUAAUAUACUUGAUUACCAAGUUUUUCUUCUCGAAUUAUCUCCGCAUUCUUCUGAUUCGGUGCGACGUUUAUUCGAGAGCAGUUUUUUUUGGUUCCGUCUGCAGCGUUUAAUCGAGUAAAUACAAUGCUUUAAAAUGGGUCUUUCGCCACUAGUGGAGUGUAGUCAUUCACUUGUUUUUCUAUUAUUAUUUCUCAGAUGGAAAUAUAUAUUCACAUGAAAGGCGGUGAUAUCGGAACAAUCAACAUCUACCAAGCGCCAGUUCAAGGUUUUGCAGUGAAGAAGUUUUCUCUUUCGACGCAUCAGGGUUCAGAAUGGUUCAAGAGACAGAUACAGUUUGAUAGUGACAAAGAAUUUCAGGUUUGUAUGAUGACUUGACUGAAGGAAAAGAUACAAUCAAACCCUGUUAAUAAGGACACUAAGGAGGCCAUAGAAAGUGUCCGUAUCAACGGGAUGUUCGUAUACAGUGGAGAAUUCACCGGAACCUUGCUUCCCCUCCCCUAGCCUCACACGCAGGCGUUUUUAGGGGAGCUCGUGUUUCGUCCCUCCCCACAUACUAGCUCCCCUAAAAAGGCCCACGUGGGAGGCUACCCCUCCCCCUCCUCUUUAUGUGCCUGCCACGCAGGCUGGAAAAGAUACCCCAAAACACUGCUCAACCAUCUCUAAGACGGACCCUGCGGGACCGUCCUUGUCUUUCCGUCCUAGAGAGGUGCUCGUCUUAUAGAGCGGUCCUUUAAGGGAGAGUUGACUGUAAGUGUUUGUAUAUUUCCAUAUAGGUGAUUAUUGAAGGUAUUCGUGGUAAUUAUUACCAAGGAGACAUCGCUAUUGACGAUAUAUCGUUUACACCGGGCUGCCGGAGACUGGGUAAGAUAGGCACGCUGCUUUUGUUUCAUGUACUCGCGACUAACAACACCCGAUGAGAGAAACAUCAUUUUUGAACAGGAGAAGAAUACAGCUUUGUUCUUAUACAAGAAACUGGGCAGUUUAAGAGGUAGACAAUCGGAGACUAAGCGGGGAAGGGGAAGGGGAUUAACAGAUGUGCGAAACCGUUGGCACUGAACGUCCUGACCGCCGAACCUGUUCUAGGAGCGGCAAAAUAAAAAGAAGCAUUAAUAGCAAACUACAGCUGUUUAUAUUGACUAGGUGUGAGGCUCAGCUGGCAGCCGUCUUGACCGAACAAGCCUGCUCAAUGAAAGAUUGGUUAUACGGCCAAAAAAAUCUUUUCUUGUGAGACAAAUCGGGCGAUCCCGAGCGGUUAUGACAGACUUAUCCUUCCCGCUCGGGCAGCUAAUGAGGACACAUUAUUCGCCUUAUCGUACCCACCCGCGCAGCCAGUCAUACAAUCAUUCCCGGUCGCAGAUAUUAGAGAAGCUUUCGUGGGCGUCUGCUUAGUACAAAUUUAACUGUAAAUUCCUCUUCAACCAGCGAAGAGGAAAUAUCGUGUACCUGCGCGAAAAUGCCGGAAAGUGAGCAUAUUUAUUUCUGAUUUUGUUUAGCUCCUUCUUAUGUACGUCUGACCGGAGGCUCAUUGUUCAAUAACGGCCGAGUGGAAAUAUAUCAUCAAGGGGCUUGGGGUCCGGUUUGCCGAGAGGGCUGGAGCCAAGAAGAUUCAUCAGUGGCUUGCCGAGAGCUGGGUUUUAAUAAAUCAUUACCUCUUGGAAAUGCAGGUAACAGCAUUGCCACUCCGCUGUCGUUAUUCGUAACUUGUUUUGACCUGUUCAAGUUUGUAGUUCAAUAAAGUUUCAGUUUAUUUCCUGGGGCCUGAUUAUAGUGUUACAGUGCUUUCACUAAGACUGAAGUUUUAACGCUUUUAAAAUAAGCAAAUAAAACUCCGAGUUAACGAAAGAAAAUGGACUGACUGGGGAGCUAUAUCCCGCAUAACCAUUCUUUUUUAGGCCUUUGGGCGAAAAGUUUUAACAAAAAUUUCCCCCAAAGCUGGUAUGCUUGUGCCUUGCGAUCGAACUUUUGAAUAAACAUUUGAUUGAAUUUCUAGUACUAGAAAGCUUAUUGAAUGUAAAAAUCAAUAAUUUAAUUUUGUGACAUAAUCGAGUUAGUAUGGGCACAUCUAGCUUGACUAUACUUCUUUACGUACACUGAUGCUCUUCAUUGGUUUUCUCUAGGUUUACCCCUAAACAAAACAUUUAUAAGUACUGGACUGUACAAUGUUAGCUGUGUUGGAAAUGAGACCUCAAUCAAAAAUUGUCCUUCAGGAGUGUGGUCGAACAAUAUCUCAUGUCCAAGUAAUUCUUCAGCCUUAGUUGGUUGUUCAGGUAGGGAAAAUGUCUGUUUUUUCUUGCGUUGGCGGUGUUUUUCUUGAAAAUAUAAUUAACAAUCCCGCCAUCAAGUAAAAGCCAUUGUAAGCGUAUUUCAUAUUUAAUUUAUUAGUUUACAUAUGGCUUAACGAUGAAGAACUUCUUUUGUGUUAUACAGAAGAAGUCAGAAAAAUCAAAGCCUCUUACCUGUUAUUAUUAUUAUUAUUAUUAUUAUUAUUAUUUGCUUGGAAAUACUUGUAAACGUUAAUGCUUUGACUCUGAAAGUUUUGGUUAGUGUAGAACACGUCAUUUUGUGAUAUUUUUUUCAGUUUUGAAAAACUCCGAAUAAAAACUCAUUUUCAUGUUAAUGGCUUCGCAAUUAGCCUCGCUUUGAAACAGAGGCUUGGGUCAACCCAGAAAUGGCCCAUAAUAGUCACAUUUAAGGCCUUUAUGUAUGAAAGCAUUCGAUUGAAAAGUAUUGUUGUAUGAAAGCAUUCGAUUGAAAAGUAUUGUUUAGCUAUUUUCUGUCACCUGAUGUGAACUGAAUGGACCCGUCUUUAGACAGGGAUGAAUGCGAGGAAAAAGACUACAACUUUAAAAAGAUAGGCUUACUUUUCAUGUCCUCAGAAAACGCCAAAAAAGUGUUAUUUUUUCCCCUCGAUGGAUUCAUUUAAGUCUUGUGUUGUGGGAAUUAUUUUUUCCAGAGAAAUAAAGGGUCUUGCUUAUAAUUUAAACAAACUUAUGACACCGCUUAUAAUCUCAACUCCACCGUGCGUCUGUUUUCAGGAAUCCUUUCCGUGUGUCCUCUUAAAACUCACUUUUAUUGUCCAGCGGACACCAGCAGUAACAAAAAGUGCAUCUCACGGGCGCAGCUCUGUGACUUUACCAAAGACUGCUGGGAUGGCUCAGAUGAACUUAAUUGUGAUAACUACACUCGCUGCGAUUUCAAUGACACAAAUCUCUGUGGCUGGCUCCAGGCCAAGAACGACCAGAUGGACUGGAUACGACAUCGUAAAGGCACUCCUUCUCGUUAUACAGGUAAAAAAAAAAAGAGUAAUAAGGGCUUUUCUCCGUGAAUACCGUCCGUUUUGAACAUGGAUCCAGCUUUUUGGCCCUCCAAAUUAAGCGGAGUUUAACCUGUUAUUAAAUUUAAGCGAGACCAGUAUAAACCAGCUUUUUUCAGAGUCUCGCAGAACUUGUGUAAAAUUUGACUGAGUAUAUAAUAAAGCGACGUAGCUUUCUACUAAGUCGAAAGAAGAUUUGUUUAGGUGCAUUGCAUGUCACUCUUGAUUCUGAGUCCUGCCUUCUCUUUCUUUGGACUCAUAUUAUUUCUUUGAUCCUGAGGUGAUAACCAGCGUAGCAGGCGCUUGGAAGUAGUGGGCCCAAGAAAGAACGGGCGCGCGAGAGGGAGACACGCACUCCCGUUUUUCUUGCGCCCAUUACUUCAAGCGUCUGCUACGCAGGCUAGAGGUGAUUCAUACAAUCGAUUUUGUAUCUGUUGUUAAUAUUUAUAAUAAAUAUUUCAAUCGUUGUUGAUUUUGUAAUCGUAGGUCCUUCUACUGAUCACCUUGGCAGUCCUUAUUCUUACUAUUUGUACAUAGAGGUGUCCGGUCGUCAAGGAGGCGAAAAAGCCAGGAUACUCGCCACUCCACGAUUCCAAGGCAAGUACGGUGAAACCCCUCUCCAUGGACACCUGCUUAAAACGGACACCCUUAUACAGCUGACUCUCUCCUAACGGACACCUCUAUAGGACCGACGUCUCAGCAAAUCGGACACCUAGAGUUACUACAGAUACAGUAGUAAAUUUGAGUUUGAUCAGUUUGACCCUUGAAACAAUACUUGAAUAUAAUUUUAUUCUGGGACUUUGAUGAAUGAUCGUGAGUUUUCUUAAUUAGGGUGACCUUUUUACAGGGAGUAGUAAGAUUCUAAAUAGAUCUGUGGAACGCUCAACGUAACGUGUUCCCACGAUACGCUGGAAUAGAGAAUGACUCAUUAGCCACGACACGUGGCGCUUUAUUUUGUCACAUUGGACCUUGCAGCUCAUAUGUCGCUCACGUUUUGCCCUUCUUGUUUAUUCCCCUCUGUUUUACAGGGGACAACAACGGUCUCUGUAAAGUGCGGUUCUAUUACCAUAUGUACGGACCCGGAAUUGGAACUCUCCGAGUGUUAGCCGCUGACCGGUACUCCUCUCGUACCUUGUGGAGCAAGUCGUUUUCACAAAACGUGAAUUGGACAAGAGCGGAAGUACAACUAGCCAACAUGUCCUCUUCUUUUAUUGUAAGUUUGUACUUGUUUAGCAAAAGCUGUGGAAUCGCAAGGGCGAUAACUUCAGCCUGGUUGUCAUCUUUUUUUGAUUGCCACGGGCACUGAAAAAAAUACAAUACAAUGUAAUACAACAACUUUUAUAUAACAUGAUGAGGAUUAAAGCUGGGUAGCUUGCGGGGUGUUGUAUAAUAUAGAGUAACUAUUUCGUUAAAAGGAAUAUAUGGCUAGACUUGAAAAAAUAAAAAAAAAAUUACACAAAUAUGUGGACCAAACUUAACGCUGGUACAUUGUUUCAACGAUAAAAAGAACAAAACUUUGCAAAUUCCUGCUUUUACUGGGCGCGGUUACAUUUCCCUAGACAGUCAAAGUGGUCUUUUCUUUUCUUCUAGGAACCGGGCCUAAAGGUUUUUUGUUCUUUUAGAAAAAAGAAUCAUGCAUCUGCUAAUGAUUUAAUUUGUUUCAUUUUGAAUGGAAAUGUAUGAAGUGUUUGACUAACAAGACCAGAAUUCAUUUGGUUUUUUUCUCAGUUCAUAUUUAAAUUUGGUAAUCCCAGCGAGGUUUAAAUAAAAAAGGCCCCAAUUUGCACAAGAAAGCAAAACCCUGAAGCAUUUUGCUAGUAGUAGUAAAAUGACGCCAUCUUACAAAUGGUCUAUUGAUGUGAAGACAGAGGAUCAAACGUCUUUGAUAUGGAUCGUUUAUCGUCAGCCACAAGGACCAGAGAUUGUGCUUUUGUCGUGUUAAGGCGUUUGUUAUUUCAUCAGGUGAUGUUUGAAGGCGAGCAUGGCGGAAGGUAUCCAUUUGGUGACAUUGCAAUCGAUGAUGUGUCCUUUUCUCCUGAGUGCAGACCCUCGCGUCAUGGUAGGUUGAUGAGCCAUCCGUCUUUUAUGUCGUAGUCUCCGUAUGUUUAAGAAAUUAAAAGGCCUGUCAAGAUUGCUUUAAAAACUUGAGUAUCUGUUUAAAGUUACUAGAAAACGUUCUUGUAAAAACUUGAGCAAGUAUCCCUUCUCUUUCGUGUGAACAAUUCUUUUCGUUUGCAUUCAUCAUGACCAUUAUCAAGAUGGGGAGGUUAUUGGAACACACCACAAUACUCGGCAGACAAUCGGAACAAAACCGGUAUGUCAGGUCAAAUGUCGACUUAAGCGCUAAAAACUCAUCUCAGGGUAGCCAUGGCAAUGAUAGCUUCCGCCCCUUUUUCCUUGGCCUCCUCCCUUGAUGGCGAAAUUUCAAGCCGCAUUGUUGCGUAACUUCCCUCUAUUCCUUCCCCUUCCCGCUCUUUUAUAACUUCCACCUUGCGCCCUUUCCUCGCCCCCAAGUAUUAAGAAAGGCUUGUUAAUUGAGAAAAACUCGUGGAUACUUUUUUUUAGUAUAUGGUGGCUUGGGUGUGCGAUUUUAAACCCCUGCCCAUUUGCUCCUUUAAAUGACUUCCGACUGUUAAAUAUCUUAUUUUCGAUUUUAGAAAACGUCUCUUGCAAGGCAGGAACUUUACAUUGUGGUAGUGGAGAAUGUGUUCCGUUAUCUCUUCAAUGUGACUUUAACGACGACUGUUUUGACGGAACUGACGAGAUUGACUGCGGUAAGAAGUUGUUACAUCAUUUGUGUGUUAUUUCAACGUUCUCUACAAUUGUACGCGAGCUCAGAUAUUGAAAGAGACGGGAAGAACAUUGAUAAUCUGCUGAAAGACAGCGGGACUCAAAGGUGAAACAUGGCCGUUUUUAUGCUAGAGACGUAAAAGUCGUCUAGACGCUUUAUUGUCUGAGACAUUAAAGUCGUCUGCAGUAAAAACGGGACGCAUAAAAAUAGUCGAAAAAAUUGAAAAAAAAAAAGCCAAAACACUGCCUCUGCUUAGUCGUUUGUGGAAGAAUUGGACAUAAGAAUUGACCCGUUUUUACGGCGUCCCGUUUUUAUACCGGACGCACUAAGCGUCUGAGACGUUGAAGUCGUCCUUUAAGUGCGUCUGAACGACGCCCUUAAAAGAGGGCGUUAAUGUCGUCUUGUUAACUGUUUUUACGCUAACGUCUCUAGCAUAAAAAAGGCCAGUAAAGAGGAAUUUCUCCUUCCCAACAUCUCUUUCCAAUCCUUGCGUAACGAGACUAGUUGUAUUACGAUAAUUCUUGGUGCUCGACAUAGAAACGUGAGACUUUUUAGUUUUGUCCGUGGCUUCAAAACCAAAUUAUUAUCGUUACUGUUAUUUUGUUUUGCAGGGCUCGAUACUCCAGGGCGUUGUGAUUUUGAGGCGGAUCUGUGCCACUGGCAAAAUAUGACUGAUGAUAAAUUUGACUGGCAAAGACACUCUGGAAAUACUCCUUCCGUAGCCACUGGACCUAUGUAUGAUCACACCGUUGGUUUUGGCGGCUUAGGUACGUUUCGUUUCAUACUACGCUUUCUGACGAAUACAUGUCAUCGAGUCCACACUAAUUCGGACAUUUUUGAAACUUUGUUUACCUGGCAUCGUGUGGACAUGGCUUUAAACUACCGUUAAGAACGGUUUAAAAAAGAUAUGGUUUCGGACAGCGGAUUUAGUGGUUUCAGGUGGACGGACGGCCGAUUCGUUUACAAAUAGAUCUGAUGUGGUUUGAUGAACAUCCGAGUUCGUGUGGACAGGCUGUGAGUGUUAGGCCCCUUCCACACCAUUUUUGAAACCGUACAUUUGUUUACCCAGAUUUCGUUUGAAAAAGAGUCUCAAACCACUCUGGAGAUCGGUUUGAAAUAUGCGGUUUUGGUGGACGAAUUCACUGGAUUCAUUUGGACGGAGGCCGGUUCGUUUAAAAAUGUAUGCGAUUUCAAAAGUAUCCGAAUUCGUGUGGUGAAUGGGACCUGAGUGUUCAAACACAUACAGCGGAUUGGUGAAAACGGCAAUGAAUUUUUCUGUUCACUUAAAAAAUAUGUACGGUUUCAGGAAAGGUCAUCACUAGACUUCUUCGUAGCUCAAUGUUUAGAGCAUCCGACUAUUGUCUGGAAAGGUCGUGGGUUCAAUUCCCAUCUAGAACUCCGAAUGUUUUUUGAGUUCUUCUCUCCACACAUAUUCUAUUUAUUAAGAGAGAAAAAAGGCGUUUAUUUGGUCUUAAAGUAACUUUGGUCAGGAUUACUAUUACUACUACUACUUCUACUACUUUAUUUCAUUACAGGACAUUAUUUGUACAUCGAAGCGUCUUCUCCGAGAGUAUAUGGCGAUAAAGCACGGCUUAUCAGUCCUCAAUUUAUGUGGAAGAAUGCAGUUAAUUGUGCUGUAAGUAUCCUCCGCUCGAAAUCUUGAUACGGUGAUUUAUUUGUUUUGUUCGAUUGACUCUUUUUAAAUAGCUUAAUUUUUUUUUUACAUCAAUUGAAUGCCAUAAAUACACUCUUUUUUCUAUAACAAUCUAUUUUAUGAGAAUAUCGAGGCUGAAAUUUGCGAAAUUUUAAGAAUUUUUUAAGAAUAAACCCCAGGCUGAGAUUUUGAAUAGGAUAUAAUUUUGUGUGUUCAAAAACUGUAAAUACAUUACAAUUAUAUGUUUUCAACUUAUUCCAUUCUCUAAACGACAAAACUUGCCACCAAAACGAACAACCUGCACUAACUAUAAUUGAUACCCCAAGAUAUUCUAAAACGGAAAUGUUAUAAGCUAUGAUCUAAGAAUAAUACAAGAAUAUUUUCAGCCUAAAAUCGGUGGAAAAAUUGGAAUAUUCAGCCUGGGCCGGAAACAACAUUCUUAUAUAUAUAUAAAAAGUGUGUAAUUCACCAGUUUUGUUAUUAAACAUUUUAUUUAGGCAUCAAAAACUGUUUCGUUGCAAUGUAUGGCAAGUAUGGACAUCGAUUGAUGAAGCCAUCGUUUUUAUGCUACACCUGGAAAAAUCACCACAAAAUUUAUUAUGGUUUAUAGUGUUCCCAGAUCAAAUUUGUUUGAAAUGUUCUUCGUAACUCUAACUGGUAAAAUAGCCAUAUCCUCGUGACGGAGCCCCUUUUAAGAAUCUGUGCUGGAAAGUCAGCGUACAAGUCACAUCAUCACCGCUAUAUUAGAUGAAACAUUUGUGUGUAAACUUUGCGGUGCUGUGUCGGGUGAUACAAAACUUCAGGGUUCAUUUAAACCCUCUCAUUCGUAGACAAAGUUAUGGCAAAAUUAUUUAUCACUUUUAACUUUAAAAUCUGUAGACAAAAUCCUGUGAUUUUACCAUUCCAAUGAAACUUCUCUGACACCAUUUUUACAUAAUACUAUCUGUUUCUAAGAAUUAUGCAAAAAGAAGUUUGAUUUUGUUUGUGCAUCUUUUACUUUACGAGUUCAAGGGUUAAACUGGAAAUUUCCUUUCUUUUUAGCUCCGGUUUUAUUAUCAUAUGAAAGGAUUCUUGGGUUACCACACAAUAGGAAGACUGCGUGUGCGUCUAAAGAACUCGAUCACGGGUGUCGAGUCUGCUCCUUUGUGGGAACGAUCUGGUCACCAAGGAGACCAAUGGAUCCGAGCUGAUGUUGCCAUAAAUACGUCCUGGCCUGUGACCCAGGUAGGGUCGUUUUUUCUUCGAUAAGUUCAAUUAAUUUUACCCCCAGCUGAGUUGGACUUCGGACCUCAAAGUGAACGGCUCCAACUGCGUGUUCUUCAUUAUUUCCUAAGAGGUUAAGCAGAUUUAUAGCAUCAUCCCGACCCAAAUUUCUCCUCCAUCUCGUUAUCCUCAUCGUUAUUUUCGACGUCCCGUGGAUCUCGCCCCUAUUUUGCCUGGAAAUCCCGAUCCGGGCUUAAAAUAAGGCAAAUCCCGAAUCCCGUAAAACCUGUUGUGGACCUUCAACGUGACGACAGUGACCAAGUGCAGAUCUAAAAGCCGACUUGACCAAACCGAGAGUGAAAAACUGAUCACCGGAAGUCGCGUUCAGUCCUUACCGCUCGCUUAGUAUUUUAAAUCUGCCUAUUUUCAACGCCUAGAUGUAAAAAGUGUAAGAGAAUUGUUGGGGGUAAAUCCUGUAAUGUCCGUAUUAAUUUAUGUUCUUCGAACCUGGACGCUUGCCUUCCUACCCAUGGUUUGCAGUUUUAAGUUCCAAUUUGAUCAAUCCUUUUUCCGCCAGGUUAUUUUUGAAGCCGUGAGAGGACGGACAUACCACGGAGACAUUUCAAUCGAUGACAUUUCUUUCUCGCCAGAGUGCUACGUGUCAGAAGGUGAGAGAAACUGUUUUGUUCUCAUUCUCACUCUGGCGUCAGUGAUUUAGUAGGAUUUGAUACAGCUGUUGAUACUUUCGUGAGCUUUCAUGUAUUUCCUGACAUGCCCUAAAACUUAAAAACUCUCUCUGUCUCAACCGGCCUAUGGUGUUUACAUAUCUCAACUGGUGAGGUAUGGCAAGAUUUUGCACGUCAAAGGUGGACUUUGUUGAUGGACUUUGCCGACUUUCUUCGUGUCUAAAUCAACAAGGCUUUAAAUCCACUCUACUUCUCAAAUCCUUAAACAAGUUCUUCAAGCGCCAUGGGGUUAUCAUCGAUACGUAUCAAACUACACUGCGGGAGAUGAGACUGGCACUCAAUGGCUGAAUGGUGUUGCCAUAUCCUUUGUUAAUUUAAUCGUUUUACUUUCCUUUCAGUCAUUGUAGGUUAUGUGUGCACACGCGCUAUUUAAAUAUGCGCGCGCUUUGUUCACGUAUUUUGAUUGACGUGUACAUUUAGUUCGUUAUUUAAACCUUUUCCCACUCAUACAUUUUGUCAGUAACCGUGCUCACAUUGUGAGUGGCUUCUCCUAAAAUUUUCUACAAUUGGUAUAGGAUUUAAUAGAGCCCAAAUCAUUUGUGGAAUUGCACACAUUUUAGGAAUCCUACUGACGAACAGUUACGACUUUUUAGAUAUUUCGAGCAUUUUGCUGCUGGUUUUCCGUUAAAGUGAAGUUUUGUCGGCUAAACAUUGCGUCUUUGUUGUGGUCUUGUUGAGACUAUAUCUAUCGGACGUUGUCUUGAUCCGAUGUCCAGUUAUUAUCGAAAUGAGCCAGGCCAAAUGACCCGCCUUUUAUCCCCAUGAAAACAAGGGCUUGGGAUAGUGCAUUGACUACGAUUCCCAUCACGCGUGACCCAUGUUAAUGCUUCUCAGCUCAUUACAUAUAGAGGAAGGCACCUUUUAGUAAGGAGGAAGGCAUUUGUUAGUACGCAUAUUAAUAAAGGGAAGGCAAUGAAAAGGCACUUGCUAGGUACUGACUAGGCAUAAAUUUGGAGUAAAAACUACAUAGUGUACUACUUCCCUCCCUGCCAAGUUAAAGUAGAGUCUGAUCCAGCAAAACUGAUCAGUGGCAAUUUAAAAUAAUCUCCUUCCCUCGAAUAAUCACCCCCUUUUUGUGCAAAAAAAUAAUAAUCAACCCCGGCUAUUAUUCGAGGAAACCCGCUACUUCAAUCUUUAAGUCUUACCGAUUUCUUCAUUUUGAAGGUACAGAUGGGAUAUUUGCUUCAAGACUAAAACUGCCCGGAUUAAAUGAGUUUUAUCGAGACCCCUUUUGUAUCUAUGAUUUCCUUUCCCGUUGUUGUCGUCUUCAAAAUUUGAACUUUUUUUCUCCUUUUCGACUCCUUUUAUCGACGCUGAUUGCUAACUGGAUGUUUUCUUACUUAGCUGUCCACAUCUACAAAAACUAUGAUGUUCGCUUGGUAGAUGGCGUAAAGGGCUCUUUUGAGGGACGCGUAGAGGUGUACCGUGUAGGAUCCUGGGGCACUAUUUGUGAUGACGAAUGGGGGCUCAGCGAUGCCAACGUGGUGUGUAAGCAGCUGGGGUACGCAAGCGCAAUAAACGCUCAUCGGAAGUCGUAUUUCGGCGAAGGAACAGGACGAAUCUGGCUGGAUGACUUGGCAUGUAUGGGAAACGAGACCAACAUUGGUCAAUGCUUGCAUAGGGGUUGGGGAAGCCAUGACUGCACGCAUAAACAAGAUGCUGGUGUUGUAUGUGACAAAGGUAAAGCAGACGCUUUCCAACAUUUCAUAAUUGUCAUUAGAGAGCCUAAGCAACCACGACGACAACUACGACGGUAAAGCGGGAAAACAUUUUGUUUUAUGAGUAAACAGCAACUCUGCACGUGCAUUAUGCUUUUUAGGCCAUUGCAUCAGUUUGUUUCUUUUUUUUACUUUUUAGAUGGCGGCAGUGCAACUAGAGCAAUAAGGCUUCUCCGUAACAACUCAAAACUCAUUGGACAAGUCGAAAUAUAUCACAGUGGCUCGUGGGAAGCGAUCUGUUAUGAUACGUGGGAUAUCCAUGACGCAUCUGUGGCAUGUCGACAGCUUGGUUACUCAGGCGCUACCGGAAUCACACGCGAAACUCCCAGGGCCUCUCCUGUAAAUGGCUUGAACAACUUGCGGUGCAAGGGUAACGAAAAUACUUUGGGGGACUGUGUACGAGAUUGGACAUCGGGAAGUUGUGGCUACGGAUUCGCCGGAGUUACCUGUUCUGGUAUGGUUAACUUUUUAUUUUUAACAAGCACAAUCUUUUCUUUUUCUAUUUUUCCUUUUUUUGCCACUUAUACACGCAGCAUUUUUUAUAAAAUACUUCAUGGAAGGUCUGCGCGUACGAUAUUUACGCACGAGUUGUUGAGCGUCAGAAAUCGUGAAAUCCAUUUAUUUUGUACAUUGUUCGUUGAGGAAUUACGCUCGUCCAACAAAAAGACGUAUUUAUGUUAUAGCCCAAGGAACUGCCGAAGGCAACAUUCGUCUGCGUGGUGGUAGCUCUGAGAAUGAAGGACGUGUUGAGGUCUUCCACCAAGGGGAAUGGGGAACAGUUUGUGAUGACAAUUGGAAAGAAGAAAACGCUCGUGUUGUUUGCUAUGAACUUGGUUUCACAAGCGUAAGGAAGGCUCUUCAGAGUUUUGGGCCUGGAAGCGGCCGUGUUUGGAUGGAUCAAGUGAACUGUAAUGGCAGCGAAUCCGCUUUUGUUGAAUGCCCUAACUCUGGGUGGGGUAACACUGCGUGUACCCACCAAGAAGAUGUUGGUGUGAUAUGCUCAGGUAAGUUUUUUGUCAAAUUUGGCGUUAAACUGUAGCAUGAGAUACCGUGUAGCUUGCGAAAUAACCCAAAAGAGAAAUUCGCCGACUUCUCCGAGAUAUUUUAGUAAAAGCCCGGGGGGGGUACUCGCAGAAAAAUUGGGUAGGGGUGUGCGGCCCGCUUCCCAAAACCCUUACCCUAUUUAUGACCAAAAUCUGCGAUUUUCCCUACCCUAUUUAUGACCAAACCAAAAAUUUGAUACCCUAUUUAUGACCUGACCCUUAAAUCAAUACCCUUUUUCAGACCUGCCUUAUAAUUAUUUCCCUAGUUCAGACCAAUGUUAAAGGCAAUGUUUAUCUGCUUUUAUUAGGUUAGGAGGACAUGAUAAGGAAGUAGCUUCUUCUAAAAAAGUGCAUUCAAGACUACAGUGUAAAAAUCGUUACCCUAUUUAUGACCAAAAUGGCGGCAAAAUAGCCAAAAUCGAUACCCAAUUUAUGACCAAAACGGCUGAAAAACCCUACCCUUUGGGGCCGCACAUACCUAUAUAGCCCAUAUUAGGGAGUACCCCCCCCGGGAGUAAAAGAAAAUGACUAUCAUGGGGAAACACCUAUCAUUAUACAAGAUUCAACUGAUUUUCCUCUCAAACUUUAAAGCUAUACUUACUCCGUGUUUAUGUAAUAAUAUUAAUUAACUGUCCCUCCUAGAUUAGCUUUUGACACCUGCGGGCCAGCGUUAUUCUUUAUUUUAAGUUAAAUUCUUGAAAUAAAAUUUUGUUGUUGUUGUUGUUUUUUAAACCAACACUGACUUUUUUGCUUGGAUCAGUCUUACGCAACCGCCUUCCCAGGGUUCCCUCCUACCUGUCUCACUCAGCAGCAUAGUAGAGAACCCUGGGAGCGAGGCUGGACAAUAGACUGCGUUUAGUUUGUUAUUUUGGUGAAGUUUUGUUAUUUUGUGAUUGGCCUUGACAAUAAUGAAAGGCAGCGACCUCGUGAAAAAUAAUCAUAAUCUGACCUGUACAUAAAAACUGGAAAAGUGAAGAGAAGAAAGUAAUUGAAGAGAACAAUAAAACACUUUCUUUUUGCUUUUUAUGGAACGUAUGCUUCUGAAAUGGUUGUAACCGUAUUAUAAACAGCAGUAAAAUCGGCCAUAUUGUGUCGAGAAUUUGUGCAGACUCAGUUUUCGUGAAAAUACGUGACUUCAUUUGAAAAUAGUUUAAACACCAUUAACCAUGUGAAAGUAGUGUUUUGAUGGUUUAGACGUUAGAAUUAAACCUCGUUUUUACUAUUUUGUUAUCAGAUGAGGCCUACAUCGGAUGUUACAAAGAUACGGUCAAUCACGUGAUGACUCAUGAACUGACUGCAGCAAGUAAGUGCUAAGAAUUAACGAACGUGUACUUGAUUUGGUCCGCUUCACUGAACACCCAGCGUGGCCGAGUAAUCAACAUGUCGGACUUUCGGCGAUCCUGGGGUCGCGUCCCAGUAGCAGAGAUUUUUUCUUGCAAAUCCUGAGUUUACUUCCUCGUGCCUGGGAAGAGGGUGAGAGGAUGGAGUGGGGGCGGGGGGGAGGUACAGCUUGGCCGAAUGGUCAGCACGUCGCACUUGCUAUCCACAGGCGGUCCCGGCUUCUAGCCCCUCUCCAACCACAAGCUUGACUUGUUUGUUUUGUCGUCCCAAAUUCAAAUCUACGGCCACGCUUGCAAAUAACCAACUGGUUUUCUCCUGCAACUGGGGUUCCUGUUAUGGGUUCUAUUGGAUUAUUUUCUUCUAUUCAUUUGAGUGGAGUCCCUGCAGGACAGCUGGAAAGAUAAGUGCACUUCCAUUGUAAACGGACCGUUACCUUUACCUACAUAGCCAACCGCCUGCCUCAGGCCAGUUGGUCAGUAUUUUUAACCCUAUUAUUAUUUGUUUGUGAUUAUUUGAGUAUAGAGCAUGUUUCUUUAAGACUUUAAAAUGCUCCAUUAUCAUUUGCUUUAUUUGUAAAACGUAGCACACUGAUAAAUGUGAGAGACAUUUCUUCUCGUUAAUAUUAUUCAACUACUGAAAAUCAAUUCAAUCGCUCUGCAAUGGCUCUUCGACAUCGUUAAGCAACAUGUUCAUUCUACAAAUAUUUCAAAACUACAGCGACAAGUUUUGCAGUGAAUCACACAUGAAGGUAUUUGAGUUGCAGUCCCCUUAACUCUGACGCCAUGGGAUAAGACCCAUAGAUAUCUCCAGUGGUGUACGUAAAUCUUCAAACCAAGGUACAUGAAACCACUGUAGGAGCUGUUUCCGGAAGGCGCGGACAGUCGCCAUUAUAGCUCUCUACAGAGAGAGCUCUCUUUCUGUUUCCUUCAACAUGAAUUGCGUGCCAUUUACGGUAGUCCUUACUUCUUUUAGGUAUGACUCCAGUAAAAUGCAUUCGUCGGUGUCAAAGCAAAGGAUACCCGUACGCGGGUUUGGAAUGGGCCAAUGAAUGCUAUUGCGGGAGUCAUGUGAGUAGCAGGCAACGGUUAUAUUUUUUAGAGUAUAUGGUCCAUGCUCGUCUUGAACACAGAAAUAGAACUCUAGGAUAAUAGAUCCAGCUGUCUCAAUCGAAGAAUUUACUAGACACCCUAUAACACCGUCUUACUUGUUGCUUAAUUCACAAAAGUUCUAUGUUGAAGAGAUAUUUCUCAUUUCCCCUAGUUUGAACGAUGUGAAGAUCUUAAGUGCGUUGCGCACCACUGCCACAACCACCACCACCACCCACCAUCAUUAUAAAGACUUUCUUAACGCGCCAAAAGCCUAACUUACAUGGAGUGUAAACUAAAUGUGGACACCUAACUUACUAACUGCUUAAAAAAAUCAAACAAACAAAUAAACAAACUUGGAAACCUAGCCCGCGCCAUUAAUUAUUCUAAGAGUUACACUUGCCAGUUCCUGGGAGGUUCUCAAUGUCCACUUUUCUCACCUGGUUCUUAAAAGAAGCAAGUGUUACAGAACUCGUAAUGCGCAUACUUAAGUUUGGAGAAUAUUACAGGACCAAGAUAUCUAAUACUGUAUUUCGCAUACGUGGUAGUAUUUAUUCUUGGAAUCAUAAAAUUGUCUGAAUUUCUCAGUUUGUAACUUCGGUUGCUUAGAUUAAAAAUAUCGGAUAUAUGACUAGGGCAUAAAUUAUACUUGACUUUGUACACUAUUGUUGCUAUCUCCUGCAGCCUUCCGUUUAGUAGGGCAGGGCUAUUGGAUAACAGAUAAUAUUCUUACGUUAAGCAUCUUACGAUUGUUCCGCAAGGCAAUAAUGUACCGAACGUAGCUUGAAGGAGACGACUGGAUUACACUUUCAACAAUCGUUUGCUUUUUUUUUAGUAUGACCGAUACGGUAACGCAACAUCCUGCACUCUUUCAUGCUUUGGAGAUGCUUCUAAAAUUUGCGGAGGUCCUUGGGCGCUAUCUGUCUACGACACAAGUGGGUAGCUUCGUUGUCUUACUUCUGCCGUUCAUUUCAUUAUUUUCACCGUGCAAGGGCAGGGCAACACAGUAACGUCUACGGUUACUAAUCGCUGCUGGUGGCGUAGCCCAAGACCUUGUUUACACUAGUCUUCCACGCAGGCGUUUUAGGGAGCUUCUAUCUCGUCCCUCCCCACAAACGCCUGCUCAACUGGGGAGGGAAGAAAUGCGAGCUCGCCUGGAAACACCUGCGUGGAAGGCUGCGUUUACACGAGUCCGGACAAAUUUUUGAACCGACGAAAUUUUUGCCUGCGCAACCCCUUCACACGGAAUCGUUCAAAUUCUGUUACAGAUUUUUGUACUGUUUACACGAGUAUAUACUUUUCCGCGGGUCCCGUGUAAACGAAAGCAAGAUCCGCGCAAAAAUUUGUGCGGCCUCGUGUAAACGGGGACUGACAAAACAGCUCACAUUUCUCGACGCCACUUUUGGUUUCUCCGUUUGAGAAACGAGCACAGAUAUUCCAUACUGAUGACGUGUCACUACCAAAAUCUGAAACUCUCUUCUUUUAAAUAUACUUCAUUCCAGGUCUGUUUCAUUGUUUAAGAAGAAUCUCAAAACUUUUCGAAACACUUUGUUAAGAGUAAUUCUUUAGUUUAUUAGUUUCACAGACUUUUUAGUUUAUUAGGUUUUCAUUCAGAUUUUAUCAGGCUUAGUUGUAAGCAUAUUCUUGAUUUCGUAGUUUAUAUUCUUUUUAGUAUAGUCUUAGAUUAAGCAUGUUUCUAGCGUAUUAUUUAUCAUUCUUAGUAUUUAGCAUAUUAGUUUCACUGAAUUUAGUCUUAAAAAAUUAUUCGAACAAUUAUUAUUAUUAUUAUUAUUAUUAUUAUUAUUAUUAUUAUUAUUAUUAUCUGGGUUUGCUUGUGAUUGGUCGUACCUCGAGGAAAAUUUCCUUCAACCAAUCAGAAGCACAACCUAGAUCUGGGUAGUGACAAUUCAUUAGUAUGGAAAUUUCUGUGGUCGUUCCACAGACGUCAGUGGUGGCGUGUCAAAUUAUAGGGUGUUUUCUCAGGUUCCUGGCAAAAGGGACCCUUUUAAUAUAUAUAAAGCAAUUUAAGUUUAAGCGGAAGUGAACUCGGUUACUGGAGAAUGGCUAAGGAGUUCCGUGUCUUUGUCUGAGCUUUGGGGAAGAGAAAUGAGUAGUUAAAGAUUUCAUUGUGUAUUUUUUGGCGUAAUUAUUUGAAACGAGCUGGACAAGUCAAACCAAAGAGAAUUUAAAGUAAGUAUCAAGGUUAUCCCGGGUGGAAGCCAGGAGCUACAUGAUGAUUCUGGUUGUUAAAUGCAUACGAUCUUUACACUAGCACUAAAUGAAUAUCUCGUAUCGUUUAUCAGUCCUUGAUGAUAUUGCCUUAUAUUCUCUUUUAGAUCCAGCGAUUAUACCAACUGGGGUUCCAGGACACCCAGCUGUAACCCAAAGUAAAUGUGGCCUCUUUUUUAUAUUGUUUUAACAACCCAUUGGUUUUAGAAACUCCCGGUUCCCGAUCCUCUUUCUAUCAUUUCAACUUGUACAACCACCAGGCCCUUAGUUUAGUUUUAGGUUUUUCUUACGCUUUGCAAUGUCAACAGGAGCAAAACUAAAAACCAUGAACAAAUAUCGUACGUACGGUGAAAGGUAAAAGGGGAACACUUAAUUUUCUCCUAGCGUUAAACAAAAACUAUCAUUAUAAAUAUUCUUAUUAUUUUUCUAUUUACUUGUUUUUCUCUAUUUUAAGGCUGCACUACACGUUUUAGCCAUAGGAGUUUCAACUUUCUGAGUACACUGACUGACUAUUAUUACGGCGGAGAUCACCGAUCUGGCUGGAUAUCAACGCCAAAUUUUCCUUCCAAUUAUCAGGAUAACACGGACUGUAUCUGGGUGUUAAAACUCCUGCCAAAUACUCAAGUCAGAAUUAAGUUCGAGAGGUUCUUGACAGGUGGGUUUUGUCCAUCGGCAACGGUAACGAGAACGUCAAAACAGCAAUAGGUCUAGGCCCUGUUUACAAGGGGGGAGUGUAACCCUGGUGCUAGGGUUACUCUUGCACCAGGGUUUCCCUAGCACUCGCACAUUUCUUCCUUUUUACACGACGUGUUUACAAGCAGGUAGGGUUACCUCAUCGCUAGGGUAACCCUACCUUAGUGCUAGCUAGGGUUACGCUACCUGCCUUGUAAACGCUCUGCUUGGGAUAACUUGCCUAACUUACCUACCCGGGACAACUUUCCUUCGUCAUGUGUGACCAGUAAUCUUGACAAUUUGAACGGAGUUAUCCAAUUUCUGAGCUAAAUUAUAAACAUCUGAACAGUAUCAGGUAUUUUCUGUACUAGAUGACAAUGUUUUUCCCGUUUUUUUUUUUCGUAAAUUUAACGUGGUUCCAUAGACAACUUCAAGUUUUAUAUCAAAUCUUGGACGUUUCAAAGAAUGACAAACAUGACGAAACACGUCAGCAAAGCUGGUAAAGUUGACACGAGUGAUAGGGUAACCCUACCUGUGAAAUUUGCUUGUAAAUCAGAGCUAUCUUUAAUCCGCUUGCUAGGGUAACCCUAGCACAAGAGUAACCCUCUUGUUAACAGGCCCUUAGAUAAGCAAAACAACAAUUUUGCACGUACAUCACGCUUUCUGUAUAUUUCUUUUUCUUCGUUGCACAACUACGACGUGUAGCUGCCUAAUUUCACGUUUUGUGGAGGACGUUAGCACACGGCAACGACUCUGUUUUUCUUUUCCUGAACCUCGAGUCCGUCCUUUAGAAUUCAACUCUAGAAAAGUUCGCCCACAUUCGACGAACUGAACGAGAUGGAACAAGCGCGAUUAAGUUUGUAACAGCGCGUAUCGUUUUCGUUUACGUUGUUGCUUGAGCUUUAUGAGCAAAACGACAGCGUUGCACGUGUAUUGCGGCACUUACUGCAUGAAUACGACAUGAAACCUCCUGAUGCGAUGUUUUAUGAAGGACGUUAACAAGCGGUACGAAUGUUCUUUUCUCUUUUUGAACUUGGCUGCAGUCCUUAAGAAUUCAUCUCCAGGAAAAUUCGUCUACAUUUGGCAAAUUGAGCGAGGUUAAAUAAACACGAUAGAGUUUGAAAUUAUCCAUAUUAAUUUUUUUAGUAACGUUUUUACUGUCGUCGUCAUUGUGGUUAAUUUAGCUCCCCAAUAACUUACUCGUCACCAACUAUCGACUGAUCCGCAGAGCCAGCUGUUUAAAGCUGAAAACGACCUAUUUGGGUUAUUUGGGUUAUAAUUAGACAAUGUUCAGAGCGCUAUUUUCACUGGGAAUUCUUUUGCAAAUGCUUUUUAAAAAUGUUUUCUAAAAAUACAUCUGAUCCCCGCUGUUCAAAAGGUGGCAAACUAAUUUAUCCGACAUUUACCUUUGUGGUAUUAUGACGGAUGAGCUGCCUUAUGGCUGAGUUAUAAAUUUUCAUGCAAUUAGCUGUUUUCUAUGCGGUUUGGUCGGCUAGGCUUUCCGACAACGUUGAUUCCAAAAUCUGUAUUGUGUAUUAACGAACUUUUAAUCUACAUGAACAUGUAUGUUUGCAAAUGUUACCAAAAUUAUAAAUGUUGUUUAGUUAACAGUCUUCGUUGUGUUUACUUUUUUGUUAGAACCCUAUUAUGACUUCGUGGAAAUUCGAGAUGGCGAGAAAUACUAUUCGCAGUACCUUACGCCCCUUCCUAGAGGAUUUAAUGGAAAUCUGAGUCUCAGUACAAGUGUAACGGCGUCAUCUAAUGUUAUGUGGAUCAAAUUUCAUUCAGACACGUCGGUCAAUCGACAAGGGUUCAACUUGACCUAUGAAGCAGUAGGUAAGAACUUUUCCCGUUUUUCUUCACUUGAAGAAAUUCACUAAGCUAAGAAAGAACUAUUUUGAUUCAUAUGUUUCCGUUCGUUUGACCGACCCCUCCAGCAGGCUAUUUUUUUUUGAAAGAACAGAUUUUUUUUCAGUGUAAUCAGGCGUAGAAAGAAAAAGUAGAGAAGGAGACCCAAGGUCAACUACUAAGCUUUUGGUCUUGGAUAACUUAAUGGGAUGGAAACGAGUAAUGCAAGACACAAGAAGGGCCUUUCUUUCUAACGGAAAUCCCUACACUGUUAUAUACCUGAAGCCUGAAAAAGGUCCCCCGGAGUAUCCCCGGCGGCAUUAAAGAUAUGUCUGGAAGGGUCGAAAAUGCCUGCAGUGCAGGUCCAUUUCCAAAGAGCAAUGCAAACUCUGGGACAACGAUGUCGAGUGGUUUGUUCGCCAGUUUGAGAUGUACUUUAUUUGGAAAAUUUGGUUGGUAUAAUUCACGAGCGGUAAUGAACUGGGAACCGCCAGGGACUGUCUGACUUUCAUUUCCACACAUCCCAAAAAAUUGCAAGCAUGACUAGUACGCACUGAUCUCACCCAACACUUUGAGCUCUUAAGAUUUUUAGCUCACCCCAAGCGGUAACUUACAAGCUGUAGAAUGAUCAAACUGAAACAUUUGUAGGCGUCGGCCGCCUACAGUUUUAUGGGCUGGGUACGCCCUUGACAGCAGAGUGCUUUUCCACGUGCGUUAAAUAAAGCAUCUAACCUGAGUCUAUCCGAGGGCGAUAGGUUAACAUAGAACGAUCGAGGCGGGCAUUGUUGUGAUUUGAAAUUUCAGCUUGGCGAGUAUGCACAAGCCAAGAGUUCAGUUCCCCCAUAUUGCAGGCUUGUUUUGUAUAAUAGUAUUGGCGUUCAAUCCGCCUUGUCUUGUUACUAGGUGCUUCAACUGAAAAACCGCCUGUCACUGCAAGUACGUCUAUUCCGCCUUCAGAGCUGCCAAAAGUCCAAUUUAUAGAAGGAGGUAGGCUUGAUUACUUAAUAGAUUUCCUUUUUACAAGCUUUGAGAUUCGGACGUCCGGCUCUGACCGCUAGCUAUUUUUUUUUUUUGGCUGUAAAGCCGCGAGGAGAAUGGGAAUGAAUCAAUUUGAGAAUUUCCCUUCGUCCUGAACUUGAGGCACUCACGGUCUCCCACGAGGCACGCAAACAUUUCUGUUGUUCGCUUGCCUAUUUUCGUGUUUUUGGUAAGAAUAUAGUGAUGUGAAGUGAUUUCUGUGCCUUUCCACAGACAGUCUGACUUUUUAUACCGGUUCUUCAAUAAACAGCUUCUAGGGGGUAGUAAAACUAAACACUCUAAAAAGACCAGUUUCCUACAGGGAUUGCCGCCCACUACGGAGAGAGUUCAAUGCAAUUUACUUUGAACGACUUAAUUAUCUCCAGUGGCUGGUCUUCUUAUUCGAAAAACGUGCUGUUUAUUUAUUGCCUAGGCACCGUUUUCAAUUUUCCCUUUUUAGUCGAGCUUGUUGUGGUAGAGAGAGUCUCUAAAAAUGCAGGCGUUUUUUUGUCGUCGGUCUUCCCCAAAUGGUCCGCCAUUUGAUACUGAUCGUUCUUAGGGGUAUGUAAAAAUGAAUGCUCCGUUAUUAUUUGGGCGUGGCCCAAAUAGAGUAUUCGAAACGGCUUGUCUUGACGCAAAAGUGCAAUAGGCUCGCAAUACGUGCUAACGUAUACAAGCAAGUUAACUAGCGAAGCGACGCGAAUGUCUGCCAUGCGAACGUCAUUCAACACUACAUAUUCUCCUUUAUCGUUUUCGUAAAGUAAACCAAAAUCCCUAAAAAGUGUCUUCGGUAGGCCCACACUAAAAUAACACUGAGUGUUUUCAUAGUGGGCUGGUCCGCGAACUCAAAGAAAAACAAAGGAAAUUGUCAAGACAUUCAAAGACCAUGGACCUCAUAGACGCAAUGACAAAUCGGAAUGUCAGGGGUGUACGUGUAAAAUCGAUAAGAGUUUAAACAGAAGAAUGUGUAUCAAGUUUGAGAGUCGCAAGGUUGGUGUGGCUGGUAAUCGGUGUGACAAUAGUGAUUUUCGAUUUUCACAAUGCGGAACACAAGGAGUUGCCUGUGAUAAAAAUAUUUUCCGAUGAAGGAAGAGAAGAUUGUCAACAAUUGAAACCAAAAGGGACUCAGGCUUCUUUGGGAACCACUGUGAUAGCGGUAACAAUUCUUCUUAUUCUUUCAAUUCGCUUAGCAGAUUGACUGUUAAUGUACUUGUUUUUAUAUUGUGCGUUGUUUUUCAUGUAAUUGUGUAUAUUGUGACGCGGUACAUGUACGAUGCUUUUGCAUUAUCAGCGAGUUUUGUGUUAAUAGUGUUUUGGUGUCAGUGAGGUGACGACAAGUAAAGGUAAUUAGUCAAUUGUAUGAAAGGAAAAUUCUUUUGUGGAGGAAAUAAAAGAAGUUGAAUUGAGAUCUCGUCGUGGGAAAUUUAUUUAUAACAGAACUUACGAUCCAGUUGGUUUAAAUAAGUCAUUUCUCUCGACGCGGUCCUGCACCUAGCAGACUACCGAUGAAGAAGUUAAAAUCGUUGUUAAUGAAAACACGGAAAGUGAGGCUUUUUGUAUGGAAGGGAAUUCUGAAAAAUACACCAUUGUCGUCUAAAAUUUAUUGUUACGUUGAAAAUAGGAAUGGUUUAUGCUUAAACCGGUACAGAAGUAACUGUCAAGUCAAAAAUUGCUUCGAAAACAAGGAAAGGUUUAUCUGUCGUCUAAGUAUUAAAGAAGAGGCUUUUUAGGUGGGGUGAGGUAUCAAAAUAGGUUUUCAAGUAAGUAUUCGUCCCUCCCGAUCUGUAAAUGCAACUAUCCAUUUUAUAGUGCUCACAAGAGUUUGAUUCAUCGGAUUAAUUUGGCCAAUUUAAGCUUUCAACUGAUAUCGAGAAGAAUCCAGGACCUUCAGUUUAUGUAGAUGCUACAAAAACGAUUUAAAAUAGGAUUUUAAGUAAGUAUUUGUCCCUCUGUAAAUGCAACUAUCCAUUUUAUAGUGCUCACAAGAGUUUGAUUCAUCGGAUUAAUUUGGCCAAUUUAAGCUUUCAACUGAUAUCGAAAAGAAUCCAGGACCUUCAGUUUAUGUAGAUGCUACAAAAACGAUUUAAAAUAGGAUUUUAAGUAAGUAUUUGUCCCUCUGUACAUGCAACUAUCCAUUUUAUAGUGCUUACAAGAGUUUGAUUCACCGGGCUAGUUUUGGCCAAUUUAAGGUGACUCGACCCAGUUAUUUUGUGGGGCUACCAUCCUACUUUGAAGCUCUCUGGUAUCCUCACCUUUACUUUGAUCCCAAGUCUAACAUAUAGCUUGGACAACAUAUAGAUCAAUCUACAAUAUAGCAUAAAAUUCUUCGCGAUCGGAGUAAAUGUCACGUGGUUAUAGUGCCACGCCUCUUUGGGAUCUGAGUCGAAAUUCUGCUGUUGCCAGCAUUUUUUUCGUGAAAAUAUCACGGCUACAUAUGGUGCGCAUUAGUGCCUUGCGUUAAACAGAUUUUCACCAAAAUCGCAAAGACCCAUUGCGAGAAAUUCAGCGGUUUCCAAAUUUAGGUUAUAAUUAUUUGAAAAUAAUAAGCAAAUUUUACACGAUUAUAUCUAAUAAACUAUGAGAUUUCUCCAUUUAUUUUGAGGAUCUUUAUAACAGAUGGGUCCUUGCAAGUCAGCAAGAUGUGAUAAUUCAUUUGAGUGUUGUGAGAUGGAACCUCUUAAAAAGAAACAUUUAGUUACAAGGAGAAAAGAAAACAGGCAGAUCGGGGUAUAGAUUUUUGCAUUGAACAUUAUAAAAAUAAAAUAAGAAAUGGUCCCUGUUAUAUAUGUUGUGUUUGUAAUUGAUUGCUUCAUGAGAGAUCAGUUCACAUUUUUGGCAAAAGUAAGUAUUCGUGUCAAAAUAUUUUCAGUGUGCAGUCUUCAUUUGAUGGAAAACAGUUUGUUUGUAAAACAUGUCACUUCAUAAGUACAGACAUUUUCUCUCAACACCUCAGUGCCACUAUUAACAGAGUUUGACUCUAUUAGCAACAUCCAAUAAAGACGUAGAAACCCAGCAACUACCUCACAAACUACACCCAUUAUCUUAGCAAUCAACUUCCAAUAUAACUUCACGCCUAAUAUACAAUAGCACUGCACUACCCACAUAUCCCUGAUACACAUAACAAACUUCACAUACGCUUAGUACAACCACGCCCAAAUAAACGCCCCCACAGCGUCUUGUUUUAAUUUGCAUUCGUGAGGAUUGGCCGGUUCUGGGACUAUUGUAAUUUCUGUCUAAGAUUAAGCACAAAACUACCACAUUACCAUAAUAAAGAUGAAAUGUUUUGAAUUUAUGCGAAUUUGUGACAUUUUAAUUGAAUGUUUACAUAGUAAAAGACAGACUCGUGUUUGCAUUUUCCCACAUUGUGACUUUCAACGUUUAAUACUAUAAACGAUUAAAAAAUAUUCAUUACUAGUAGAACUCAUACGAAUAGACAGAAAUAGCGAAGAAAUUAAUCUGGCCAAACUCAAUUCGAGAAUUGUUGUAGAAGUUUUAACUCUGCCUGUGGCCGCCGAACCAACCUUACGUGCUACAGUGAACGUGCAUUUAGCAGUCACUACACAACAUGACUACCUUGAAGAACGAUUUUGUUUUGCAAGCACGUGGAUUUUUAUGGACACUCGGUUCGUUUCACUUGUCGCGAUGUUUCGUUACAUACGUUUCCACAGGUAACGCACGGCAAACAUAUUGGCAAUAGGAAACAAACGUUUUGAAAAAACAAGGUACACUGAGUCAUACAAACUAUUAUUAUAAAUAAUUUAAAUUUUCUCUUUGAAAAAUAAUUGUCCUCGUAGCACACGACGUUAAACGUUUAUGCUUCAGACCACAUGUACCCGUCAUUAUCCUUUUCCUCGUACAGACUUUUCAUUGCCAGUAAGCUCAUGUCCUCCCAGAGGACUAUUUUUUCUCUCUUGCAAUGAUGUAAUUUCGCUCGAUUUUCUUUUUUUAUACACGACUCAAUCAUCGUCGAAUACGUUAUAAAAAGUAACUAUCCUGAAGAAUACUUGACCGUCGGUAAAUAAGGAAGUGAAAAACUUUUAGAUAGGAAAUCCUGUUUCGUGUAGAAUAAAUCACCCCCGUUCUUCUUAUCUAUCUCCAAGCAAGAGAGACUUACUGCUUAGAGAGCGCUCUUAUUGAUUGUAAUAUUGACAAAUUUGUCCAAAUAUUGUAUGCAAAGAAACUGUAAAAAUUGAUUAACAGAACUGUGAGUGAAUUGUUUUGUAUUGACGUUUAGUUAACUGACAUGUUACAAGUCACGCUGAAUUCUUUCUAUAUGUAUUGUAUUUUUGUUUAUUUCGUUUCAUUUCUUUCUCUUCAAAGGCUGCAACGGUAUAACGCAUACAGAAAACACAACCUUCGGCUAUCUUGACUGGUACCACAACACUGGUUUUGUUAAAAGUCCUGACUACCCAUCAAACUACCCCCACAACCAGCUCUGUAGAUGGUCUAUUCAAGUAGCUCCCGGCUUCAGGAUUCUCGCCACAGUAAAACAAGCUGACCUUGCGCAUGCGGCACAGUCAGGUGGACUGGGCGACACCUUGCAUUUGGAUGAUGGGAUUUCUGCGAAGAAAUCCAUUGAACACUCGGCUCCUUGGGAAUUUUUGUCUAACGCGAGUUUGGUGCGAAUCAUUUUCAUUACUGAUUCUGCAAACGCUGGAAAAGGGUUUUAUAUUCACUACGAGAGAGGUAUGUAUGAUAUGCCACUGCACUAUGAUUACGGAACCGAUAUAUACCCUGCGAAUAGUGCCGGCUGUCCUCGCUCCCCACAGCUAGGGACGUUUCGCGUGAAGGGCGUUUGCUCCCUUAGCGACAGAAAUUCUAUACACCAUAUUCACAAAUGGCGGACACGCGGGAAAAAACUGGUGCCUAGUCAUGAAAGCGAGGCGUUGGAGGAUAAACAAAAAUUGCAAAUGAAGACUUUCAGUGAACUUGAAGAGUGUUUAGCACGGAUUCCACCUAAAAUAACUUUUUACGGACUUCUUUUUAAAUACAAUUUACGUGGGAUGUCUUCUGCUUUUAAUGUUUAGUAGCUAUUUGCUGUUUGCAAUCAAAAGGGACGCGUAUAUCUUCAGGAAACAGGAUGAUUUUGUAGGUUUCCGAAGCAUCAGAAGCUCGAAGAGUAGGCGAUCGCUGGAGAAAAGCGGCAAACAUGUUGGCCCAAACUUCACACUGAAACCGAAUACGAAAGCCAGAACACUACAAUUCUGUAUUGGAUCAAAUUAAUUCCGUCGCUUUGGAGGGAAUUGUUAGAGGUACGUUGGCAGAGCUUAGCAAAAAUCUCCAUGAUUUCUUUGUCAUUGCAAAGUAAUUAAAAACAAGACGCUACGGAGGUAGCGUACACUUCGGCGUCGUGGUUGUGGAACUAAAGCCUGGUUUCCAUAUGAUCGUCCGGAUCGUCCCGAUCGUCCCAGUCGUCUCAAAAAAUGUUCAGACGAUCGGGACGAUCAUAUGGAAACGCUACCCAGACGAUCGCAGACGACCCGGACGACUGAGACGACCUCGAUCGCUUGGAUAGAGUUGAGCUCUAUCCGGACGAUCGGGACGAUCAUGUAAAUUUUGAAGCGAUCAUAUGGAAACGCUCUCAGACGACUAACACAAGGAAGUUUAACGCCAAAGGAACAUAGCCUUUACAGAGCUUUAAAACACAGCAUCCGCCAACACAAACUUGACUUGAACUUUGAGUAAAACUAAACAGCCUCUACCAAUAACAACAAACUCUCACUUGAACUUCAGAUAUCUUACGGCUUCCGCCAACUUGUAAACACAGGACCUGAAAAUCGACCUUCGUCACACUUGACUAAACACAGCAUUCCAGCUCGUGGGAAAAAACUUAGUUCGUCAAAAGAACUCGCUUGGAACUGGUAUACCAUUUGACAUAAGGUUCUAGAAAAUACUACACAGGCGAAUAGUAGUAGCUUUGCGACAUAUUUUAUGAUUUCAGUAACUGAUGCAAAUCUGCUGACUCAUGCUGAAAUGUAAACAUGCCCUAAUUAAUUAUUCAUGGCUAAUCCAAAAACGUAGAUAACGUUCGAGAAAGUCACACAACGCAUGAAAGCAAUUUUACUACGUAAUACUCAACAAAGACAAAAUGUCUUUGUGCAGCAUUUUGUAACUUUAAAUUCAUCAUAAAACUGUUCGAAAGGAGGGCUCACUCGUGAAAUGUUUUUCAACACUCGAGAAAGAAAUUUCGUGUCUCUGCGCGGCCACGAAAUAUCCUCUAUUUAUUCCUCGAGUAAUUAAAGACUAAACUCGAAGUGAUCUCAAGAUAUCACGAAGUAGUCCGAUCUCAUUUCGUGAAAUAGUUGAAACAAGCCGAAAAGUCACGAACUUGCACGCCCAAUCUUGUCCCGAAACUAGUGCAUCAUUUCAUAACUAUUUUUCACAUCCCAAACUACCUUGGGUCGCAGUAGCGCAAUCGGCUAAUCCCUCAACUUAGAGUCUCCUCUGAUCUGACGGGUCACACAGGUGAGUCGGUUCAAACCCCGGGAAAGCCAAAAUAGUAAUUCUUUCUUCCUCGAAAAAAAUAAAGAAUAAAUUAAUGCAAUCGAAGUGAUCUCGAGAUAUCUCGAACUAAUUCGGCUCUCACUUCGUCAAAUUUGAGAAUGGAGCCGAAAACCUACAGACUUUGCUUGCCCAAUCUUGUCAAAACAUUGCAACUUUGAUACAUUCCUGAGCGUCGCGAAUCCUUUACUUCGCGCUCCGCCGAAGUAAUAAUUUUAUCAAAAUUAGAAGCUGUAGUGUGUGAAUAUUAUGGCUUGCUAUUUGCCUGGUUUCUUUUAGGGCAUUAUGGCAGAGAGCUCGUGGUAAAAAAGUGGUAUAAAGCUUACAUUUUACUAGGUUAAAAUUUUAAGGCAAUGUUUUUGUCAGGACUGAACACGGCAAGCUUCUGUGUCGAAUAAUUGAAUUCGAGUCUGGAUCAGUUUAAGAAGACCAUCAUUUUAUUUAUUUAUGUAUUCUUCAACUGUAAAAUAUUAUGGAACAUAAAGUUAAAACUCUUAACAGCCAAAGGUAAGAAAUACGAAAUUACUCGCUGAAAUGAUAUGUGGCCGGCUUACCGAGUCUGCCGAGUAGCAAGUUGAAAUUUUGAGCGUACUCCUCUCGGUCGCUCCUGCACAUUAAAAAUAAAUUACCGAAAAACCGCUUGAAAAAAAGGUCAACCCCGCUGUUUUAUUGAUGUCCUUCAUUGGUAAAGACCAGAGAAUAACGUCCUGGCGAACAAAAACCAAACAUAACUUCAUCGAAACCUCAGUCACCUCUUCUUUCCUGUCUUCCUUUUUUCCAUCUCGACUUGAACUGUUUUGUUCAACGGCAGACGUCUCUUGCGUUAACAGUUGCAAGUAGGCCAUACAUCUGUCGCUUAUUUUUUUUGUUCUUGCCACCAAGAUUUGUUUAUAUUUCUGUUUCACCGAAUUGCAGUGAGCUGGCUUUCGUACUCGGUUUCAAUGUGAAGUUUGGGUCAACAUGGCUUUUCUCCAGCCAUCGUCCACUUGUCGAGCUUCUGAUGCUUCGGAAACCUUAAAAAUCAUUCUGUUUCCUUGAAGAUCUACGCGUCCCUUUUGAUUGCAAACAGCAAAUUGCUACUAAACAUUAAAAGCAGAAGACAUCCCACGUAAUUGUAUUUAAAAAGAAGUCCGUAGAAAGUUAUUUUCGGUGGAAUCCGUGCUAAACACUCUGCAAGUUCACUGAAAGUCUUCAUUUGCAAUUUUUGUUUAUCCUCCAACGCCUCGCUUUCAUGACUAGGCACCAGUUUUUUCCCGCCUGUCCGCCAUUUGUGAAUACGGUGUAUACAUUGUUUUAGCUAGUGUUUACGAAUCACAGACUAAAGACAAAAGGCCACGUAGGUCCAAUGUAAAUGUUAUUAAUCUUCUACAAAAACGUGGAAUACAUGUAUAUUCUUCUUUAGAAGAAGCAUUUGAGUUUUGCUGUAGCUUUUUCGCAGAAGAGCACAACACAAAACUUUAAUAUAAUCGAUAGGAUAAAUAUAUAAUGGAAUAAAUAAUUUGAAAAAUCCAAGACUACCGGUUUAAUUAUGUAAAUACUGAUUUACGUCAUCAGUAUGAAAUUUCUGUCGCUGAGUCGCAGACGUGUUCCCUCAAAACGUCUCUAUCGGCGAGGAGCGAGUAGAGUUGGCUGUAUUCAUAGGCUAACCGAUAUACCACUGCAAUUACCUUUUAAAUAGGCAACCCUGCCAUGAGCCCCAAAUACCAAAACUUCCUCCGGCAUGCUAACAGAUCCCCCGGCACCAGUCACACUGAAUCCGUAAGGCUUACUGGAAAAUUCUAGUGUAAAGAACAAACCAAAGGGUAAAAGCCCCCGCUAGGGCCGGAGGGUGGGGAGGAAGACGCACAAAGCAGUAAAAGACGUCCUCUAACACAACAACGUUGCAGUAACAAAAUGGUGCAACCCUAAAGCAGGGCAAUGGCGUACUCACUGUACUCAAACUGUACUCAAACUGUACUCAAACUGUACUCACUGACUCAAGCUUCACCUAUACGCGGUCAGCACAACUGGAAAAGGCUGCAGGAAUGCAAAUACAAACAUUUCUCUGGGAACGCUGCUGAACGCCAGUUAAUUGAGUCACAUGACAUUAAAACAUUUUAUUAUAUUUUCAGUUAUAUUUUUCCUUGGUUUGACAGACGGUUUAUUUUAUUUGUUUUAUUAUUUUAUUUAUUCACCCAGUUUAUGUAAAAACGUAGGUUAUGUUGCGUUUGCUCCACGUCGAUUAACUUGACUUUUGCGGAUUCUAAUCUUACGUUUUGGUGGCAAACGCGCUUCCGCUUUUUAUAUAUUUCUUCGUCGAUUUUCCUUCGCCUACUGAAGCUUUCUUAUUUGUUUUUUCUUCGUUUUUGUUCAGCGUUCUUGUUGAUCCCCUAGCUGUGAGUAAUAUCGAUAAUUUUUGUUCGCCUAUUCUUUAGAACUGCGCCCUCGACAGCCUUUCGGUCUCGUCUUUAGGAAAGAAUGGAUUAAGUUCUAUCUGACCUCCAGGGGCUGCGUUACUUUCUAGUUUCGCGUUCGUUAUUUGCUGGCAUAAGAGAUAAUACGCGUGGGCUUUAAGGGAUAAGAUUAUUCCAGCACGUUCGAUCCAUUCUUCAGGUCAAAGCUCCAGGAAUUAUGUUAGGAUGCAUGCGCAAUUAUAUUUUAUUAAAGAAAUCGACAGUUAAGAAUGUCCCACUGUUCAUAACCUUCAUCGUCGUUGCUCAGACUGUAAUUUAUCCACGCUGAGUUUGUUAGCACAAUGAUAAUAUUUAUUUAUGACCCAUAAGGCGCAACUUCGCACAAGGCCAUAUAGAAGAUGUUGAGGGUCUUCUAUUUGAAAUGACCUAUAACCCAGUAGUUUUCGUCUCUCUAACUUUUGGUGGUUGUAAUAUGAGUCAUAUCGUCUAUCCCAUAUGACAGUGUGGCUAUUUGGCUGAACAAAGGGGACUGGGCAUUUUUUCCUCGCGUCAACAAAAUAAUUCCCGACUGUGUUCAAGUACCACUUUGAUAUUAAACAGUGAUGUAUUUGUUUGAGGCACUAUCCUACUUGGUCUCUUUUUGUUAACAUCUCUAUUUAUCUUCAGUUAAUAUAACUGAGGAAGGAUCUUCCACAACAAGCCUUCCGAUAACUGCGCCCAUUGCUUCCACAGGUAAUAGUAUCCAUUAUUACUUGCACGAUGCAUGUUAUUGCAGUAUGUUACUUCCUUGGUGGAUGUUAAUGCAGUAUGUUACUUGCUUGGUGGAUGUUAAUGCAGUAUGAUACUUGCGUGGUGGAUGUUAAUGUAAUAUGUUACUUGCACGGUGGAUGUUAAUGCAGUGUUACUUGCAUGAUGCAUGUUAUUGCAGUAUGUUACUUGCAUGGUGGAUGUUAAUGCAGUAUGUUACUUGCAUGGUGGAUGUUAUUGCAGUAUGUUACUUGCAAUUGCAUGAUGCAUGCUGUUGUAGUAUGUCACUUGUAUGGUGGAUGUUAUUGCAGUGUGUUACUUGCAUGAUGCAUGUUAAUGCAGUAUGUUACUUGCAUAAUGCAUGUUCUGGCGUUAUGUUACUUUCAUGUUGGAUUUUAAUGCAGUAUGUUACUUGCAUGAUGCGUGCCAUUGUAGUAUGUUACUUGCAUGGUGGAUGUUAUUGCAGUAUGUUACUUGCAUGAUGCAUGUUAAUGCAGUAUGUUACUUGCUUGGUGGAUGUUAAUGGAGUAUGACACUUGCUUGGUGGAUGUUAAUGCAAUAUGUUACUGGCAUGGAUGUUAAUGCAGUGUUACUUGCAGGACGCUCGUUAUUGCAGUAUGUUACUUGCAUGGUGGAUGUUAUUGCAGCAUGUUACUUGCAUGAUGCAUGCUAUUGUAGUAUGUCACUUGCUUGGUGGAUGUUAUUGCAGUAUGUUACUUGCAUGGUGCAUGUUAUUGCAGUAUGUUACUCGCAUGAUGCAUGUUAAUGCAGUAUGUUACUUGCAUAGUAGAUGUUAAUGCAGUAUGUUACUUGCUUGGUGGAUGUUAAUGCAGUAUGAUACUUUCUUGGUGGAUGUUAAUGCAAUAUGUUACUUGCAUGGUGGAUGUUAAUGCAGUGUUACUUGCAUGAUGCAUGUUAUUGCAGUAUGUUACUUGCAUGGUGGAUGUUAAUGCAGCUUGUUACUUGCAUGAUGCAUGCUAUUGUAGUAUGUCACUUGCUUGGUGGAUGUUAUUGCAGUAUCUUACUCGCAUGGUAGAUGUUAAUGCAGUAUGUUACUUGCUUGGUGGAUGUUAAUGCAGUUUGAUACUUGCUUGGUGGAUGUUAAUGCAAUAUGUUACUUGCAUGGUGGAUGUUAAUGCAGUGUUACUUGCAUGAUGCAUGUUAUUGCAGUAUGUUACUUGCAUGGUGGAUGUUAAUGCAGUAUGUUACUUGCUUGGUGGAUGUUAAUGCAGUAUCAUACUUGCUUGGUGGAUGUUAAUGCAAUAUGUUACUUGCAUGAUGCAUGUUAUUGCAUUAUGUUACUUUCAUGGUUGAUGUUAAUGCAGUAUGUUAUUUGCUUGAUGCAUGUUAUUGCAGUAUGUCACUUACAUGGUGGAUGUUAAUGCAGUAUGUUACUUGCAUGGUGGAUGUUAAUGCAGUGUGUUACUUCCAUGAUGCAUGUUAUAGUAGUAUGUAAUUUGGCGGAAACUGGUACUUGCAUAAUGCAUGUUACCACAGUUCUUUUUGCACGAUGUGCAUUAUGGCGGAAAUGCUACUUGCAUGAUGCAUCUUGCGACGUUGCACACUGCUUGCACAGUGCAUGAUAUACUGGUGCAGUUCACCACUGUAUAUGGUAUAUGUGGGAGCAGUACAUGCUUCUUGCAUGAGGCGUAUUAUAGAGGAAAUGCUACUUGCAUGUUGCUUGUUAUGACAAAGCCUGUUACUUGUAUGAUGCAUGUUGUGACGACGCAUGUUGCUUACACAGUUUAUACUCUAUUUUUUUUUUCACUUGCAUGGUACAUGUUGUAGCGGUGCAUUUAAUUUUACUUGCAUGGGGCACUCAAGUGCACAGCUCUUCUUACAGUUUAAGGUGUGUCGCUUGAUUAACGGGCUCAACGUCAUUGAACUGGCCACGAAAUGAUUUACGUGAUGCGUUACUAAUUUAAAAUUUGAUAAUAAGAGUAAUAAAAACAAUAAUGAUAAUAAUACUUUGCUUAGGCGCUAUGUUGCCCUGAUAACAUCAUAAGUAUAUUUUUUCUUAUGUGGUGUCGUAACUUAAAAAUUUAACAACCACGUACUGAAUAAAAUCCACUUCGUUGACAAAACUGACCUUUGCUCUAAUUUACGCUUAGCUCAAUUAACGCCAGCUCUAACAGGUGCAGUGUCUGUAGCAAGUUUGGCAAUACGAGCUACGAAUUCGAAGUCUAUCCGAGGUAUGUCUGAUUAGGAUACGAUUUUGCCAGCAACAAAAUAUUUUCGAAUAGGUGACUGUUUAAAGUUCUAUACAUAUAACAACUGAUCACUAUAUUUACUCGUGUAACUGGCUUCCUCUGCUUACUAUGGUAUGGAUAGAACCUCAUAACUAGCGGUAUCCAUAUUAUUUACGGAUAGUUGAAGUAAAACAAACGCUACCAAGUGCAGUGACUGUACCGACGAGUUCGCCAGUCCUCCUUAAAACGACUUUCUCAAUUCGAGAUGUAAAUGAUUAAACUGUUGUCUAGCUUGCAAGGUCUUCCAAUACCGAACAUAAUUAAGAACGGCAAAUUUUCAGCCAACGAAUUACACUAGUCCUUUCAUUGCAUGGUAACUGGGUUUCUCUUUGUUCGACUAACCUAACUCUAAUCUAACUCCAACACUGUCGUUAUCUAAAGAAUAUAGUUAAAUACUAACAGAUCUUUUUGCGCUUAGUUCAAUUAACCCAGACUACAGCAAGUCCAACGGCUCUGGAAACUUCGGCAAUCCAGGCUACAAGCUCUUCCAUCGGAGGUACUAUUUUGUCUGAUUAAACAACGCCAUUUUUUCCGAACAACGCGUCGGAUAUAAUUCUCAACUACUUAUUCAAACAAUGCUGCUCUAGUAGCUAUUUUAACCUUUUCGAGGGUGGUGAAAAUAAAUACUUCAUGGAGUUGUGAGUUCAGAAAAAUAAUAAUAAUAAAAAAUAGUAUUUAAAUAAAAUGGAGUACAUCGAAACUAAAUUGAUUGAUUUAAACGGAAAUUAAACCACAAUUGUUGUAUUCUCGGUUUGUAACCACGCGCUCUUUAAUUAGCGUCAUCGUGCGGCAUGUAUCCACGAAAGAGACGUUUCUUUAGAAUCGAAAUAUGUAGAGCUUUGAAACAACUCAGUGGAAGUAUGUUUUGCUAUAAUCUUAUCUCUUGUUUACAAGACCAACAGCAUUAUCAAAGACCUUUUUCACGUCAUCGACACCGCUAUGACUUCAUCUUAAAUCGCACACUGCUAACAGUGAACUGAACGAUGUAGUAAAUGAUGCACUGUAGAGUAACUUCUACUCAAAAUAGAGCUGGCACCCGCACUCUAUGUAUCCGCCAUUGUGGUGUAAGCAAGCACCGUCAAUUAGCAUGAUUAACUGUAAGUAAUUGAAUAGCAAUUUUUCUGAUAUUGGGUGGCCUGUGCUACGUACACAGGGCAGUUAGAUGAGUCGUUACCACUUAAGUGUGUUGAGAGGAGCAAAUUCAACAUAACCUUGAUUUUCACCGUAUUUAUUUUAUUUGCCAUAUGUUUAAGUUGUCUUUUAUAAUUAUAACUAUGAUGACUAUAACACGACAUUUUCUUAAACGUGCCAGUUACUGAAUAUACCCUGCUACUAGAGUAGUUUCUUUGUGCUGCAGAAGUCACAAUUAAUGACAGAACACAAAAGACUGGGAAAAACAAAAACAAAACAAAAAUACACAGAGAGACACUAGACAAUAGCCACACAACAACUCAACAGAUAACCGUGCGAACACUAGAUCUGCAAUGCUGGAUUUGGAAAACGGAAACAGACGAAACACGGAAGUGACACAACGACCUUUCUAGUUCUUAGUCGCUUAUUACGAUUAUUUAAUAAUUGGGCCUAAAUGUUACGCUCAGCGCCCGUAGCCAGUAAACAGGCUUCCCUGUGGGUAUAGUUAGAAAGCCACAAGGCGCUUGUUUACAAACACACACCCGUUCUUUUCAUUUGGGAUUCUACUCCAUCGAAAACUUUCCUAAGGCUAGCUAUAAAAAGAACCGUCUUUGUUAUCAUUCACUGCGUUUGGGUGCAGACACAAAGUAAUAUCAGUGUUUUCUUUUAUCAUAUCAUUAAUUGUUGUUUUCUAUUUGUUCCAUUAGUUUCUUCUAGUAAAGAAGUAACCAAACCUGGUAGGUGCCAAGAAAAUUGGAUGCUAUUUUUUCGCUUUACAGCGAUUUGAUAUGCAUGUUUAGCCAAUGCUGGUCAGUGGAUACCUUUUUUGAUAGCUGUCACUGGACCAUAACAUGGAUGUCCGAUAAAGACAGAUAGUGUAAAACUUCUCGGAUGGAUAGAUUACCAAAUUUUCUUAGAAAUGGGGCUCCGCGCGCGCGUGGUGCUCCGCUAUUAGCAAUAAGGGAAAAUAAAUCAGAGGAAUUUUGCAUGACCCGAAAUAAUGAUACUACUGUUUGCUCACAGGCUGUCAUUUUUUAUUUUUCAGCUGUAGAAAACACCAAUGCACCAAGUAAGUCAUUUUAAAAUAUACCUUGCUUUUAUCGCUUCCGUUGUCUUUUUUUUAUACCGAGACAAAUGCACUAUAUCCAUUUCCCUGGCGUUCAACCACGAUACUUCCUUAGUGUACUGUGCUAAAUAAUGCAUGCGCAUCCGAGGUUAGUGAGUGGUGCUAUAUUCUGCCUGGGAUGACUAAAAAUCACAUAAAUCCACAAAUCCAGCACCACCCAAUCCUUGACUACAGGUUGGUAAAUGACCGCAAGAACAGACCACAGAGAGCUUUUGUUGGAUAAAACAUAUGAUGUGUCAACAGCUACAGAGGUGAGGGCGACGUUUGAUCAUCACUGUUGUUUGGUGAUUUGAUUUUUUCAUUUUUAUUUGAUUCAUUAGACAAAGGGGACAAAGGAAAGCAGGAAGGAAUGGGUGGCGGUACUGUUGCCCUGAUCGUGAUUCCCAUAAUACUUGUCAUCAUUGCGGUUAUUUUUUUCCUGAUUUUCUAUGUCAAGAAAAAGAAGAGGGGUACUCCAGGAGGUAGGAAUAUAACACGUUGUGCUAACUGUUAGUUGGAGGAUUUCUUAUUUUCAGCAACCUUUUCAUGCAACGAAAUACAAAAAUUAAUGCAUAACCACUGUUUGGUAUUUCCGGAUUGUAGCAUGGCUAGUGCCGCAAUGUAAUGCUAGUCAAUCGUUUACUCAAUAAGGACCUAGACGGAAAGAGUGUGGAAAGAACGGAGGGAAAUCCAGAAAAGUUAGAACUCAACGCUUUAGUUCAGAUUGAGGACAAUGAGUCAUUUAAAAUUUAAUAGUGUAAAUCUUGUUUUCUGGAAAAGUUGAGUGGAGCACUUAAUUUUACCAUUGGUAGCCAGGUGGUUAUUAUUUGUCUGAAAAGAUCGAGUUAUAUUUUUCAUCAUCUGCUAGCCUAAUGAAGUUUCAUUUUGUUUUCUUUGUGUUGUUUAGUUCGUCAUUUCUUUGUAAACGAGGCCUAUGACAACUUAGAUUCAAUGGCCAUGGGAAACACAAAUAGAGGUUCCUCCGAGUAUGCAGAACCGGUAACGCCCAAUGGUACCCACCCCUCAUCCCAGACAGCUCCUAGGCAGGAUCCUGCCAUCUACUUCACAGGUAAACAUUCAAAAAAAGAAAAAAAAUUAAACGAUCGAGUAUUACGAGCUUAGGCCCGAGAAAAUUGUUCAGUCCCUGAUGGGGUUCAAACUGUAGCGUCUUCCAACCGCGUGGGGUGAUUUUCACGCGCGCUCGCGUUUAGCUGGCUGUACUAUCCCUGAGGACAAAUGGGGGACUACUCGUAGUCUAUAGAAGGAUAAGCAGCAGUGAAAUGAAAGAGGUUCGCGUGGGUUUCAAGGUCUGUCUUCCCAGCCCCUUCUAAUUCCCUUUCACGACCCCCUUCUUGUCCGACGCGUGCAUACACGCCUUUUUUUAAAUUUUUGGUAAGAGAAGUAAAACACCAGAAAGCACGGAUAAAAUUCCGAGCUCCAGGUGAGACAAAUUAAUGACCCUCAUACUUCAUUUUUUUUUUCACAGCGGCUCCACCUCCUUACAGCCAAGGGCCGUCGGAGGAUAUUCUUCUCGUACCUUUCCCCGCUACCACCGGAGAUAGAAUGAUCCCCGUGGGAAUUGACAACGCAGCAUAUGCGGGGCUGUAUGCAGCUCCCCCUGCUUACGAAGCUACGGUUCGCACACCAGCAAACGGGACCACUACCACGGGGAUUGGAUCGGUGACAAGUCUACGAGAAGCGGCCAGGGAUGAUGGGUAAGAAAUUGAUUGUACAUUACGCUCGUACGCUUAAAAACUUAAAAAGUGUCGAAAGCACCGGUCUUGAUAAGAUCCCUGCUAAGGUCUUUAAAAUUGCAUCAAGUGUAAUUGCACCAUCUUGAACUUCAUAUUUAAUUUUUCUCUCUCCUCUGGGAUUUUUGUGGAUGAGUGGAAAAAUGCACGUGUGUGCCCGGUCUACAAAGAUAAUGAUCAUCGUGAUUUAGUAAAUUAUAGACCCAUUUCAAUGUUGUCAGUAAAUUAGUAAAGUUUUCGAAGAAGAAAUUUUUAACCAACUAUAUCGUUAUCUAAAGGACAAUUCUAUUCUUUCUGAAUUUCAGUCAGGAGUUCGCCCUCUUCACUCGACCGUCUCGGCUUUAAUUUAAAUGUGCGACAACUGGAUUUAAAAUAUGAACAACAGAAAAUUGAUAGGAGUAGUUUUUCUUGAUAUUCGAAAGGCCUUAAUGCUUUGAUUCAAUUGAUCAUUCGAUUUUAAUGGAAAAAGUUGAGUUUUAUGGAGUCUCUGAUAGAGAACUGAUGUGGUUUAGGCCCUAUCUUAGGCCGCCUGACAACAACAAUGUUUUGUACAUGGACAUUUAUCUCCUCAAAGAAACGCACUAUGUGGAGUCCUUCAAGGGUCUAUUCUUGGUUCCCUGGUAUUCCUCAUUUUCAUAAAUGACUUACUAAAUUGUUUAGAAUUUACUACCCCUUGUUUAUAUGCCGACGAUACACCAAUCUUUGACUCUAGUACUGACGCAAAUGUUCUUGCUAAUAAUAUCAAUUCUGAUUUAGAAAACCUUUGUGAUUGGCUCACAGUUAAUAGGCUUCAUUUACACCCUUUAAAAACUUAAUGCUCAUCGGGUCAACAUAUAGAGCUGUUUUCACUUGACUGUCGAAAGGGAUUGGUUUUGGUUUUGGUUUUGGUUUUACUACGCCCCUUGGUUGGCUGGUGUAUUUACUUUGGUUUUGGUUUUACGACAGUCAAGUGAAAACCGCUCUAACUUAAGUAAUAAAUCUAAAGAUUUGCCUGAUGCUAUAUCCAUUGACAAUAAUAUUGUUUCGUAUGUAACCUCUAAUAAAUAUUUGGGAGUAUUAAUAGAUGAAAAGCUUACUUUUGAGACCCACGUUGAGUACAUAUGUGAAAAAGGCGUGCCCCGGUAUAGCAGCUCUAAGAAGAAUGUUAAACCUUUUGUCCAGCUUUGCACACUUGUACCCUUAUACAAUUCACUUGUAAAACCGUACUUUGAUCACUGUUCCCCUUAUGGGAUAUUUGUGGAAAGCAACUGAAAGAUAAAGUGCAAAAAAUUCAAAACCGUGCGGGUAGGGUCAUUACCGGUGCUUCAUAUGACAUUAGAUUGGUAGAUGUGCUUGAUAAUUUAAAAUGGAAAAACCUCGAAACCAGGCGCUCACAAAUAAAGACUAUCCCAACGUACAAAAUCCUUAGUCAAUGAUUAAUCUGCCCCCCAUUUGAGAGCCUCUCUUCAAGACUAAACGAUACUAACAUUAACUGUAAUCUUAAUCUGAUCCAGCACUUCCAAGGCCAAAGACUAAUUUCCUCAAACGUAGUUUUAAGUAUAGUGGUACAAUAGUCUGGAAUAAUCUUUCUUAUGAGGCAAAGACAGCCCAAUCACUUUCCAAAUUUUAAAGCCUCUUUGCCUUCAGCUGGAUCGCUCUGAUUCAUUAAUUUGUAUUUUUCUAUAUUUUAAACUUAUGCUAAUUACCCUUCAAUACUCCCACCAACAUCAUUGUAUUGUAAAACUAGCUAUAUUGUAUACAAUGUACAUUUUAUGUAAUUAAUUUUUCUCAGAAGUUGUGUUACUUGUGUUUACUAUUUGUUUGCAAUGCGUGUUUGCCUUCGCCCCACCUGGAAAUCAGCUUUUGUUGUGUUUGGUUAGCGUAGUGAAAUAAAUGUGUUGAUUUUGACCUUCCUGAGUCUGGAACUAUCGGAACCAAUUGACAUACUUAUUUUAGAAUUUUGCAUCUCUUUUUUAUGCUGUAUGAAUAAAUCACAGAAAGGGGAAAAUUUCUCGACCUUUUCACGGCCUUAAAUUCCUUCAAUUAACCUUUUGGGCUUUUUUACAGACCGAAAUGAGAGACUUGCCAACCAUUUUAUUUACUUCAACUAGUAAAAUCCCUCCCCUUUCAUAUACCUGAAUCCAGAAAAAUGUACCCCUUUCGGGUGGAGCCUCCUCGUAUAGGCCAUGAUAGGGAGUAACCCCGCCCCCACCCCCCCGCCGGGGAAACGCCCUCUAAAUGCCAGUGAAUAAGUCGUAAUCACAACCAAUUUAAAAAUCUCAUAUUUGAAAGAAACAACUGUUGUUACUCUGUCUUCUCAUCCUGGCGUGGUAUCCUCAUGUAUAUCCACUGUCUUAUUCGUCGGAUAUCGAAGGUUACCGGUAAAAAGUUUGCACCAACGUUAGACGACCUUUUUACACCCACUGCUUUGCCAACAUUUUGUUGGAUGGGUUUCCCGGCUUUGAACGCUUCGAUGUUGACACAAAAACUACAAGUGGUCCCGAGCGAUACCGAGUUUCAAGUACAUUCUAUUUGACUUUAUCAUGAUUAUACUCUUUUCAUUCUGCCAUUCUAGGACUACACCACCAGCAAGAACCGUUCAACCAGGUAAAGUAACGAUGGUGUAUGAAGAGAACACUUUAAGUAUCCCAUCCUAAAUUCUACUGUAACAGUCUUAAAUACUUACUUAAAUACUUCAAUUCAAUUCUUUAUUCACACUAUUUAAGAUAUUUACAUAAGUUUACGUAGGUAGGAAAGUAAAGUAGCUGACAAAUAAUAAUUAACUAAAAGACAUUAAGUUCAUUUGUGUACGGUGUCCAAAGUAGCAAGAGCUUUCUUGUUGGACACCGUCAUGUUGAAAUAAUUGGCAGCAGUACAGAGAGGAAUAAAAUCUCAAAUAAUAUCAGUGAUAGAAGAUAUAAGCAAGGUCAGAUUUGGUUGGUUAGAAGACAGGACUUCCAUUUUUCUUAAACUUAUGAUAUGGCAGACACUUGAGACCAGGCGGUACAGUCUCCCAGAUUUUACUUACUUAUCUAUGUUUUUUCUUCCCCCUUGUUAUUUUUUUCUGAAGAAAGGAAAACCGUAAACUGGAGAGGGUGGGCAAGUUUGCCAUUCACUUCCCGAAGAACGCAAAGAAAAAGAAUAUUGUAUCUACCUUCACCCAAUUUGUGAUGUUGUGUUUAUUGAAUCGAUAUUUUUUUAUGUGCGUCGGUUUCCCAAAUCUGCUUGUAAUUUCCUUCAGUCCCAGAGUGAAUAGUGUAGUUGUGUAAGGUAGUUCUAACUUUUGAGGUAGAAGAAGAGGCCGAAAUUUGCAAAUUGUUCCGAAGUUUGACUUUGCCACUUUGGGAAUGUAAGAGCCAAGCAAGUGUACUUAAACUUCUCGCCUUACAUCAAGCAACUGAAAUUGACUUGUUAUAUCCAACUGCAAUGAAUAAGGAUCCAUUUGUCCUGAAAAAAAUUGAAAGCUAUGCCGUAAUAUUUUUCUCUUGUGUUUAUGGUUUUGUUCGUCCUUUUUUCUCAGCCGGCUUGUAUAGUGUACCUUUGUCCAGAACAGUUCUUCCUCCCAUCCGGGGUACGCACGGGACGGCCGAUCAAGAAAAGAAACAAUAUCCUCAGGAAGAGGAGGCUGGUAAGCCCAUUUUUUUCUUUUUCAAGCUUUUUAUCUGUACCUUUCAUGUUUCAUCUCUCCUUUCAUAUAUUUACUCGUAGGGUUUUUGUCAAAACUGUCCACUUCCUGAACAUGCUCAGUUACUGUCACCAUUUCCUUUUUUAGCACCCUGGUUUGUCAGAUGUUUCAAAUCAAACCAAACUAGCCUUCAGCAAUUAAACAGUGUAAUCUACUACAUGCUCCUACGGGGAAAUUUUUUAGAUUGAAGUUCUCUGAGAUGCAAUCUAGUGCAUUCUGGACGCUAAAAUUUAGCAAAUGCCUGGUUUUCAUAUUUAACAUGUAAUGCUGAAAUAUUUAAUAAACCACAGGUGUGAUUGUGGUCAAAGAAGUAAUUAACACGUUAUGAUGCUAGCAGGAGCCGAAGCGAUUGCGGCGAGAGCACAACCUCCCGGCAAAGGCGGGAGCAUUUUCUCCCUGAAAAAUUGUCAAAUCCAGUUUGUUUGAGGCGGAUAUUUACCAGCAUGCAUUGUGGGAGCUUUGGUCGUUUUGCGACUAAAAAUGUAGGCUUGGAGCACAGAUUCUUUUCUUAUUAACAAUGUUUAUUAAAGAUAAUAUAUUUAAGUGACAAAGGUCGAAGUACCAUCCGACACACGUUUACAAAAGAAAAAAACUUCUCGGACAAAAGGGGGGGGGGGGCACCCUUGGCCCACCCCUAAAUCUGCCCUUGUUAUGAACUUUAUUAUUGUAUUUAUUCAUUGAUGUUUUUUUAUACAAUUCUUUUCGCGAAGAUGACACCUCAUAUACAUUCUGUAAUCAGUGUAGUUACAGCUGAAGGCCUAUCAAAAUAAAGUUGAUGGAAUGAAUACCGUUGUAUUUAUAGGAAUUAAAAUUCCUUUGAAGGAGGUUCUUAAGGGAACCUAAUUAAAAACCUACUUUGCGUGAAUUGGCAAUAACUACCUCAAAAUACAAGAACCUUUUUUGCCAGACUUCCAAAAAAAAGGUAGGUUCUUACACGCGGGUUUUUACCGUGUCAUUUUUCAGAAUCUUCCGAUAAUUUGGGCCAACUUUCUUAUCCUCAGGACGAUUGAAAGUUUAAGUUUUCCACUGUGUUUUCGUUGGCGAAAAGACGAUGAAUUAAAAAGCGCACCUAAAUCGAUGUCCCUUUAAGCCGCACAUACCUAUAUCAUCAAAGUUUCCUCUUUUGUACGCUUUUGUUUCUCUCUUCCCAGGCCCCCUUCCUGACAAGUCCCCGCUGACCGUGGAUACUCCGGUCGAGCCUUCAGCCCCGCCCAGACCCCUGUCAGCUGCUUCUCAGGUUCGUGUGGUUUCACCUGUUUCUGAACCAGAGCAAGAGUUUAACACCGAGGUGCCAUUCGAAUUCCUUUGUCCAAUCACACACAAGAUUAUGAAUGACCCCGUCACCGCUGCAGAUGGUUACAACUAUGAGCGAAAAGCCAUACGUCGCUUGUUCCGCAGAAAGCGAACUAGUCCGAUGACAAACGUGGAGUUAUCGGAUUUGACAGUUCAGGCUAACGAUGCGCUAAGAAAUCGUAUUGAAACUUUUGUAAGAGAGCAUUCAGAGGUGUGA
This is a messenger RNA of Porites lobata, 43648 nucleotides long. The record is from the annotation of a GenBank genome assembly. NCBI's taxonomy places the organism in Eukaryota, Metazoa, Cnidaria, Anthozoa, Scleractinia, Poritidae.